Molecule: messenger RNA, 357 nt
Organism: Effrenium voratum
Lineage: Eukaryota; Dinophyceae; Suessiales; Symbiodiniaceae
Source: the annotation of a GenBank genome assembly
AUGGGUAGGAAGGAGCGAGAAGCUCCGACGGUGGCAGAUGUGAAAGCCCAAGAGCUUGACCCGGUGAGUCUUGGCCGCAAAAUCGGCUACUUCCUUUCACUCAAGGGCUUUUGCGUCAUAGACCCGCAGGUAGAAGAGGAGCACCUAGACAAUGUGCUCGGAGACAUUUCUGCCGUGGACGAGCAGGGCAGAUUUGCUUCUGUACCAGGAAUAGUGUUGGAGGAGGCUUGCUUGGCAAAGAGGGAUCUUUCCGGGUGGCUGACAUUGGGGUGGCACUGGAAGACGCAUACGCAUCCAUCUUCACGGACAGCUUUGUGCGUGAUGGUGCUGCUCUUCGCUAUUUUGAUUCGGAGCUGA